Messenger RNA from Neodiprion virginianus, 3623 nucleotides. RefSeq lists its product as uncharacterized. The record is from RefSeq and is a predicted model, not a curated record. The coding region runs from base 175 to 3426 and encodes 1083 amino acids. Lineage: Eukaryota; Metazoa; Arthropoda; Insecta; Hymenoptera; Diprionidae. Gene Ontology annotation, molecular function: heme binding; monooxygenase activity; iron ion binding. The transcript is spliced from 25 exons.
UCGUAACAGUGGCAGAAGUGACACCUGCCUACGGUUAGUAAUAUACACGACGAAAGGUUUCAUUCUGUGAAGACAUAGAGAGCAAACGGUCAACUUUUAUUUACCGCAAAAGCUGAUAACCAGCGAUUAACAAAUAUCGUACAGCCACCGUUACGGACACUCGCGAAUUGUAGAAUGAAUCCUUUGACGGUCGCGAUUUGUACCUUGGCGUGCUUCAUACUCUACAACGUUAUCAAAGUGGCGGUGAAACUUUUGAAAAUAGGAUCAUUUUCCGAUUACACGUCUAAGUCUGACGGACCGCAGGGUAUACCUAUCAUAGGUCUUGCUUAUCUCUUCAUGGGCAGCGCUGAAGCUACUAUGAAGAAAAUCAUUGAUAUGGGAAAAACAUAUCCUCCAUCUUUUCAAACGUCAUUGGGAAAAAUUCCAAUCUUCGUCACGGGUAUUCCUGAACAAUUGAAGGUUGUACUUCUCAGUUCAAAAACCAUUGAGAAAAAUGAGUUUUUCGACUUUGCGCGGCCUUGGCUGGGAAACGGAAUAUUCAUAGCUCCUGCGUCAAUAUGGGAAGUGCACCGGAAACUGAUACAGCCAUCUUUCAAUUCCAUAGCCCUCAAGUCUUUCGUCGAAAUAUUUUCCGCCCAGACAGCCAUACUGGUUAAAAAAAUGGAACGUCACUUGGAUGGACCAGAAUUUGAAAUACACAAAUAUCUUUCAUUGUGUACGUUCGAUGUCAUUUGCGAAACGGCUAUGGGUAUAAAUUUAGAAGCACAAACGAAAGAGAAUUGUGACUACGGAGAGGCAGCGGACAAGGUCAUCGCUGGUAUAACCAAACGAUCUCUCAGUCCCUGGCUGUACCCGGACUUCAUUUUCUAUCGUACGCGACUUGGCAAAGACCAACAGAAGAAUAUCAAAUUUCUGCACGGGUUCGUUGACGACGUAAUACGGGCGAAGAAAGAACGAAUAAGCCAGUGUACUAGCCAAAGAGAAUCAGUUGGAAAUAAACAAGAUGCAGCCAACAGUUUGUUGAAUCAUCGCGAGAUACUGAUAGACAAUCUUAUAAAACUAUCCAACCACAAUAAGAUUCUGACGGAUGAAAUGGUCCGGGAAGAGGUUGAUACAAUGAUGGUGGCUGGCAGUGACACAACGACAGUGGUAGGAUCCUUUGUGAUUAUGAUGCUUGCUUCUCAACCAGGUGUGCAGGAAAAAGCGUACCAGGAAUUGUGUGACAUUUUUGGAGGAAAUGCAGCGGACGAUGAUAAUGGAGAACCACCCGUCACGUCAGAAGUCUUGGUGAGAAUGACCUACAUGGAAAGAGUGAUCAAAGAAACUAUGCGCUUGUUUCCAAUUGGACCCUUACUUUUCCGAAAGGCGACGGAUGAUUUGGAUUUAGGCAAUUGUACUGUACCAAAAGGAAGUACGGUCGCUCUCAAUAUUAUAGCAGUUCAUAGAAAUGAAAAAUACUGGCCAGAUCCUUUGAAAUUUGAUCCGGACAGAUUCCUACCUGAAAGAUUUGCACAACAGGAACCAUUCUCAUACUUACCAUUCAGUGGCGGUCCAAGAAAUUGUAUAGGAUCGAAGUACGCUAUGAUGUUAAUAAAGACAUUCACAACGAUGAUUCUUCGAAGAUACGUUUUAGCAGUGGAUAAAGCGACACCAGUGGAAGAUGUACGAUUGAAGAUGGAAUUUAUGAUGAGGCCCGCGGUCCCAAUCGCAAUUAGGAUCAAGAGACGCAUAAGAUUUUUGAGGAGCCAAGUAUGCCCCAUUUGGCUCGAGAGACAAAAUAAUAUCGUUACAUAUUUACGUGUGGAGAACGAUUAUACCAGACGUCCCUUACCGAGACUCGCGAAUACCAAAAUGGACCCUUUGACGGCAGCGAUUUGUGUGGUGGCGUGCUUUAUAUUCUACAAUAUUAUCAACGUUGCGAUCCAGCUUUUGCUAAUCGGACCUCUCUCUGAUUAUGCACCUAAAUCAGAAGGGCCACGAACGUUGCCUUUUAUAGGCGUCGCGUAUCUAACGUUGGGCGGCACCGAAGUUACUUUGAAAAGGAUCCUCGAAGUGGGAAAAGCGUAUCCUCCAUGUUUCAAAACCUCAAUCGGCAAUAUUUCAAUCUUCGUUACGGUUAUUCCUGAACAACUGAAGGUACUGUUUCUCAGCUCAAAAACCACAGAAAAAAACGAGUUCUACGACUUCGGGCGGCCCUGGCUGGGAGAUGGAUUAAUCACGGCUUCUGGGUCUGUAUGGAACGUGCACCGGAAGCUGAUUCAGCCAUCUUUCAAUCACAUGAUUCUGAAGUCUUAUGUAAAUACAUUUUCCGCCCAGUCAUCCAUAAUGGCCAAAAAACUGGAGCGGCACUUGGAUGGGCCAGAAUUUCAAAUACAUAAAUACCUUUCACUGUGUACGUUGGACGUCAUAUGCGAAACGGCUAUGGGUAUAAAAUUAGAGGCACAGACGAGCGAGAGUUGUGACUUCGGAGAGGUGGUAGAAAACGUAAUUUCAGGAGUGGUCAAACGGAUUACCAGUCCCUGGCUGUAUCCGGACUUUAUUUUCUACCGAACGCAACUUGGCAAGGAACAACAGAAGAACAUCAAGUUUCUGCAUGAGUUUUCUGACAAUAUAAUACGAGAGAAGAAAAAAGAAAUUCACAAGCGUAUGAGUCAAAGGGAAUCAGCCGACAAUGAACAAGUUGCAGAUAGCUCGUCGACACACUUUGAGACAUUGAUAGAUGGUCUUCUGAAACUAUCCAACGACAAUAAGAUCCUGACAGAUAAAGCGGUCCGGGAACAAGUCGAUACAAUGAUGACGGCUGGCAGUGACACAUCUGCAAUAACAGCAUCCUUUUUGAUGAUGAUGCUAGCUUCUCACCCAGAUGUUCAGGAAAAAGCAUACCAGGAAUUGACUGGCAUAUUUGGAGGAGAUUCAGCAUACGAUGACAGUGGAGAGUUACAGAUCACGCCUGAAGCCUUGUCAAGCAUGAUAUACAUGGAAAGAGUGAUCAAAGAAACUAUGCGCCUCUUCCCAGUUGCACCUAUAAUCUUCCGGAAGCUGAGCGACGAUUUGGAUUUAGAUCAGUAUACUCUGCUGAAAGGAAGUACGGUCGCUCUCAACAUUAUAGGAGUCCACAGAAGUGAAAAGUAUUGGACAGAUCCGUUAACAUUCGACCCGGACAGAUUCUUACCUGAAAGAUUCGCGAACCAACGACCAUUCUCCUACUUACCGUUCAGUGGCGGUGCAAGAAAUUGUAUCGGAUCGAAGUACGCUAUGAUGUUCUUAAAGACAAUUGCAGCAACGAUUCUUUGGAAAUACGUUAUAAGACAGGAUAACGUAAUACCAGACAAAGAUGUACGGAUAAAGAUAGAAUUUCUGUUAAGACCCGUGAUUCCUAUCUCAGUAAGGAUCGAGAGGCGCACACGGAAGCAUGAUUUUGCUUAAGGCAACAUUAAUCAUACAUGUUUCAGAAUCGAGGUAUACGAGCUUCGUUAGUUUGUUACCGAGGAAAAAUAUCGUUACGCAUAUGGUUUCGGAAAAGAAUUAUUUCGAGUUGCGGGAGAAGUUUACCACUUUUAAUGUUAAUUAUUAUGAGUAUAUUUUGUGAUUUUCAUUCGAAAUAAAAAGGAUUGCAGUAAGAA